AUGGCGCUGACUGCUUGCUUCAGCUUGGGGUUGCUUCUUUGCCUGGCGACCGGGCCCUUCAUGAGCGGUGUUGACGCAGCCGAGUGCCCCAGGGGCUGGUUGUCCUCCAACGGCCAUUGCUAUGGCUACUUCCACCAGGAGCUGACCUGGAGGCAGGCACAGGCUUACUGCCAGCGCCACAAGGCCAACCUGGCCUCCAUUCUGGAUGCAGAUGAACACCAUGCCAUCGCGGACUUCCUGGUCCAGACCCAAUGGGACGAUGAGGACGUGUGGAUCGGGCUCUCCAUCCCCAUGAGGAGCCAGGGGUGGGUCUGGGCGGACAGCAGCCCCGUGUCCUACACAGCCUGGGACAGGUUCAAGCCCUCCCAUUUCGCGAAAAACGAGCAUUGCGCCAUGUUGGACGAGGAUUCAGGUUUCAUGGUGUGGGACAACGACUCCUGCAAUGACCGGAACGCCUUCAUCUGCAAGCUGUAA
Euleptes europaea (tarantolino) is the source of this 474-nucleotide messenger RNA. RefSeq names its product dromaiocalcin-1-like. NCBI's taxonomy places the organism in Eukaryota, Metazoa, Chordata, Lepidosauria, Squamata, Sphaerodactylidae. Bases 1 to 474 code for a protein of 157 amino acids. Gene Ontology annotation, molecular function: signaling receptor activity. The transcript has 5 exons. The record is from RefSeq and is a predicted model, not a curated record.